AUGGCGGCCGCUGCCAUGCCUCCUCAUGGCAUUGCCCUUCAUGGGGCUCCGGAUGGCGACAUCGGAUCGAAAGAUGCUAAGCACUCACCCGUCCAGGCCAUGCAGCUCGAGAUGACCCAAGACAUGGUCGACGAGCUCCUGCAGAGCGUCAACUCGGGAAAUACUCCUCAAAUAAUAUUCGGACGAACUCCUCAACUCAAGUACGGCGAUAAAACCCACGUAUUGAACUCCACCCCCGAGGCCUACCGCUACGAGUUAUACCGUUCCGACGGCAGCGAGAACGAUGACGACCUGGAAUUCGCCGGACUCAUCAACCACAGUCUCGCUGUGCAGAAGGCCGAGGAUGUCAUGGGAGGCGUCGACACCGCUCUGGAGCAGCUGAAGAACAGCAUGGCGGCAAUGGCCGAGCUCAAGGAAGCCAACAAGACUAUUGUUGGUGAUGCUGCAACCUCACGCAACCCCGGCCAUCGUCGUUUGCCCUCGAAGAGCCUCAACAAGUCGCAACUCCUCACACCCUCCUCCGCCGCUUCGCCCUUGCCCAAGGCACCGACCUCGCAGCCUUCCGGCAAUCACCACCUCGUCCUGCGGGCACUUCGCACUCCUCUCAUCCACCUUCUCGCCGUCCAACCCUCCAAAGAUACCUACCUCGCCGAGACAUGUCGGACUUCGGUCGCUAACAUACGAGAGGUCCUGCCCAAGAUUGCCAGGCCCAUGCCGGAUGACAAAGAGAGGUGGCAGCUCGUUGACAAGUCAUUGUGCGAGCUGAAUCCCUGGAAGUUCACCUACAGGAAUUCCGACGACCGAGAGAAGGCCAUUGAGUCCGCCAUCAAGUCGUUCGACCGACUUCGUACACCAAAGGACGACAAGCUCUGGCAGAUCUUGCUGCCCGUACAAGAACGGGGCCAGGGCAAGUGCCUGUCCCGACUUAACCUCAAAGCACCCGAGCAGAAGGAUCGAAAGCCCUCCACUCCCGUGCACAAGAUGACCAAGAACUCGGACAAGAAGACCAAUGCGAAGAAGCCGGAAGACAAAGAUGCAGAGAAGAAGGUGAAGGAGGGCAAGGAUACUCCUGAAGUGAAGCCGAAGAAGGUGGUGAGGGAGAAGCCUACCGCGACACCCAAGACCGCUACACCUGCAAAUCGCAACACACCCACCAUGAACGCCACGAAGAUUCGCACCAAGAAGCCUGCGCCUGCUGGCGAGGGCGCUUCGCCUCGCGUUCGACCUCAAGCUUCUGCCAGGGACCUUUCCCAACGGGAACGCAACUACAGGCCGCCGCCCAAGCCUGCCGUCAACACCAAGCCAAAGAACCCGUCGCCACUCUCGGCCUCUCCUCCCGUCAACGCCAGCGACUUCGAGGACAGCCAUCCGGUCCACAAGAAACUCUCUGCCGCUCCCUCCCCUGCGAAGCCUUCCUCUGGCAAUUCCGAUCGUACCCUCAAGCGUAAGGCGAAUGACAUCGACAGCGACAUUCACAACCACAAUCUCUCCGUCAAGUCGGCCCGCACCGAUCGCCCUACACCCUCCCAGACCCCGUCGAGCACCAGUGGCCGCCUGAGUGGCAAUACACCCUCCUCCACCAGCUCACUCAAGCGCAAGAGCGACGAUUCAUCCACCUCGAACACGCCGACGAACAAGAUCCGCAAGUUCACGAACAUCGACACCGGCCUUGCUUCGCGGUACCAAGGGCACAACAGCCAAAUCUCCCCUGGCGAUUCGUCCUCGUCCGGCACCUCACCCACCCUUCCAAGCCUGAGCUUCCGACAGACCGUCGAGCUCAGCCAAAAGUUCCAAAAGUACUACAAGCGAUAUGAAGAGCUGUACUGGCAGCUAGCAGACGCCACUUCGCCUCCCACCGAGUCCCAGCGAAACGAACUGAUGAGGAUGCAUAAGAAGCUGGAAGAGAUGAAGCGCGAGAUCAAGACCGGCGCUGGUCUCAGCCGGUGA
Aaosphaeria arxii CBS 175.79 is the source of this 1947-nucleotide messenger RNA. RefSeq lists its product as uncharacterized. Lineage: Eukaryota; Fungi; Ascomycota; Dothideomycetes; Pleosporales. Bases 1 to 1947 code for a protein of 648 amino acids. The record is from RefSeq and is a predicted model, not a curated record. The transcript has 4 exons.